Molecule: messenger RNA, 1111 nt
Organism: Galleria mellonella (greater wax moth)
Lineage: Eukaryota; Metazoa; Arthropoda; Insecta; Lepidoptera; Pyralidae
Exons: 2
Coding region: 1-1041 (346 amino acids)
Biological process (GO): nuclear protein quality control by the ubiquitin-proteasome system; proteasome localization
Cellular component (GO): nucleus
Source: RefSeq, a predicted model, not a curated record
AUGGAGGAAAUGAUGACAUCAGAGAACGAGCGCCGCACUCACGCAGCCCAGGCUGAGAUCUCUAUACGCAUGGACCGCCUCCAACUCACAGUUUUAGAACCGCUCAUAAAUACCAUGGAUCGCACGCCAGCUGUGCCGCCCAACCACCUGAGUGCGGCCUCCUCGCUUGAUGAAACAGUUAUCCAGCAGAGAGGUCGUAAAUGUCUCCCUGUCUCGUGGUCGCCGGAUACUGAAUUAAAAGGAAACUCCACAAUCCACUCAUUUGUUCAAACAACGCCCAAAAACGCGAGCCACCUUACUUCGCCGACUUUAGCAGACACUUUACGAUUUGCCGCUCGAAAACGCUUGUUGUUCGAGAAUUCUGAGAGGAUACCUUUGACACAAAAGGAGGUCGACUUCAGCAUACCGCAACAAUUUGAAAUAAGUAGCCCCAUUAAAUCAACACCGCCGAAUAAAAAAACAAGACUCGAGAAAACAAUGGAAUAUAAUGAACCUUUUGAUGUGGCAUUGAAAGGUUUAAGUCCAAGUCAACUGAUUGAUAUAAUUAAAUCUGUCACUUACAAACAUCCAGAGAUCGAAUACGAGAUCAGAAAAAAUAUGCCAGUUCCGGAUUUGUCGCCUCUCGAGCAGAAGCUUCAUUAUUUAAAAUCGAAUAUUUAUAAAGGGCUUCCGACGUCGCGGUUGACUUCUAAAAUCGAUUCGCUGGCUUACUCGCGCGUGUCUACCCAUUUGGCGGCAUUCAAGAAGUGCUUAGUAGAACAGGGAAAUGUAUUAGUGGAGUCUCAACACUGGGAGUCUGUUAUUAAAUAUGUCUUUCUAGCCUGGAAAUAUGUUAGAGCUACACCUGUAUGGGAUAAUGAGGCACAUAAUACCAACAGAAAGCAGUGUUUCAGAGCGCUGACAAAUUUUUGCAUGACGGCUCUCAAGGAGGGUAUUUUAGAAAAGGAUCUAUUGAUUGAUACUCAAGAUAAGCUACAAGGUAUGGUUGCAGACAGCGAAUACAUACAAUCAUGUAUAAAGCAAAUUCAAGAACAACUGUGAUUCAAGAAAAAGUGUGAUUUAAGAACAUUUGAAAAUGUCUUAAUAGUAAUGUCUAAGUGUGUGCAUUUUU